Messenger RNA from Drosophila ficusphila, 2237 nucleotides. RefSeq lists its product as uncharacterized. The record is from RefSeq and is a predicted model, not a curated record. The coding region runs from base 351 to 1748 and encodes 465 amino acids. The transcript is spliced from 4 exons. Lineage: Eukaryota; Metazoa; Arthropoda; Insecta; Diptera; Drosophilidae.
UUCCUCGUUUAGUUUUGGCCGCCAGUUGUGUUUUCGAUUGCUCUGCGUGCUGUUCGCUCCAAAUCUCCAACUCUCCGGCUCACCGAUUCUUCGCGCCUGCUCCAACUCCCGUUUAUCCGUCAGUUUGAUUGUUUGUUUUCUUCGCUGCACUUUUUGCGCGCGCGCAACCGCCGAUGAAAUAAACAGAGAAAAACUUGGCGAAAAUCUGCAGCGAACACUGGAAGUGCUACAUUUUAACAGACAAUCCACGUGAAUGUGUCUAAAUUGAAACAUUUACUUUAUUUUUUUUUUGUUCUGUUAAGUGUUGAAACGCAUUUUUGAAGCAACCGCAAAAUAAACUUUUAAACAAAAUGCAACAAAAAGUUGAAGAGAAAAUCGAUCCCCUGACUCGCAUCCAGGAGGAGAUCAAGGAGGUGGUGCGACGCGAGGAGGAGUACCGCCAGCUGGCGACCCUCUCCUCCGGCAGCACCAUCACCUCCUCCCCUUCGGUGGAGUUCGAGACGUACACGGUCAACGGCAACGGGCUGGACUUUGAACAGAAACUGGACCAGGAUCAGGAUCAGCAGAAUGAGGAUCAGAGUCAGGAUCAGGGACAGGGAGUUCUGGUGACUGCCCAACCGGUGACCACCUCGCUGCUGCUGCCCAUCGACGAGCUGUCGAACACACCAUCGCUGGCCUCCAGCGUGAACAGCGCCAAGGAGGAGAGCCUCGAUGGCCAGCACUCGGACGACUCCGGCAUCUCGGCCUCCUCGCAGAGCAACAUCAUCAGCGCCGUUGGAAAUAGCAACAGUGCCACCAAUGCGGCCAAGCAGCCGCUCAAGCUGACGGUGGUGACGCGCCAGGAGCAGCGUUACAUCGGACCCAAUUGCUAUAACUUGACCCCUGAGCCGCCGCAGCAGAAGCUGAUCACCAGGACCAUAUCGACACCCCAGCUGAGUGGCUUGCCGCAGAAGCGACAGUUCGCUUUUGGUGGCUCCACCAAGGGAGUGAUGCAGCGAUUUAUUGCCUCGCAUGGCAAGCUGGCACCCACCAGCCCCCUGCCACCGGCCUCUCCUCUAACCCUCUCCCUGGCCACCAAUGGAAAUGGUUCCCCAGCUGGUGGUAACAAUGGUGGCAUCGCCAAUGGGCAGAGCAACACCCUCAAGCUGAACACCCGCACUGCAAUGGCCUUCUUGGAGUCCGGCAACUCGACGGGCGGCAUCACCUCGGUCACCCUCUCGCCGGCGGCCAUCGAGCGGGACUCGGAGGGACGACCCCUGCGAAGGGGCUACGUUCCCGUGGAGCAGAAGAUCCAGCGCGAGCUGCAGGACCUCAAGUCGCGCGAAACGGAGCUGAAGCGCCUGCGCAAGAUCAACAGGCAGAACACCCUCAAGGCCUCCCUCGACAAGCUACAACUCAGCACAGACGACGAGGCCGAUGCGGAUGACGAUGACGAGGACUCCGAGGUGGAGCACUGCUACGGGCCCGGAAAACUGCGCAACGCCCAGUCCACGCAGGAACUCGAUAGGAAUGGAAACGAGCAGGAGAUCGUCCACAAGCCGUCGGGUAAUCGCAGCCUGAACGCCUCAGCUUACAUUGCCAAUGGAAUCAGCAAUGGCAACGGCAACGGAAUGCGGCCGGCGAUGUCCUUGGCCCAACUUUGUGAUCUGACGCCCGAGGAGGCGCCCUCGUCCCGCGGCCUGAUCGCCCAGUGGGAGAGCCUGAUCAAGAAGAACGCCGAGGUUGGAGCGGUCGAGGCGAUCAUCUAAAGAGCUCUCGGUCCGGAAACCCAAGGCAAACGAUGGGAAAACAAAAAGAAAAAACAAAAACAUACACACACCAACGAUCUGGUGCAGAGCAGACCAAAUUAUUAUUGUAGUGUCCACACCCACACACUUGAUCCUCCCACUUGAUCCCCCUACUCCCACUUCACCUCCCCCAGCCUGCGAAAGCUGCUUAUCAACGAAUUAAUCUUAAUGCCAACCGAUGGGAAUUGAAAUUAUAACUGAAUUGAAUUGCCUGUACUUAAAGCGAUUAAUGUGUAAUUUAUUUUGUGUAAUGCGUACGUGAACUGUCCGCGAACUCUGUUGUAUAUAUAAUUCUUCGCGUUUCCAGUGCGAGUGCAGUCGACUUGCUUAUAAUUUAUUACAAAUCAACUUUAUAUAUACCUUAUAUAAUACAUAUAUAUAUAAACAAAAUUCUAUAUGUACGAAACCAAUAUGCGAAAACGAUUUAAUAAAAUAAAAAACUAAAAACUA